CAGCGGAGCUUGGAAAAUCACCGAGAUCACGAAAAGUCAGCUCCGCCGUCAGCCGUCUUUCCGGAGCCUUGCAAGUCUUAUCAGACGCUCCUUCUAUCAGUGCGCUGACGACCCGAAGUGCGCUACUAGACUUCUUUGAAUGGUACGCUUUGAUCCGCGGCAUUAGAAGCAGGCGGAAACAAUAACGGUAAAUUGAGAGCUUAUCUCUGGCGGCGAGGAUCAACCGCUACUCUCUCAGUGGCUGUUUCCGUCCGUCGGCGAUCGAGAAAGUUUCUCUGGAUGCGUAUUCGCCGAGUAGAUGGUUCGCUUCCUUUAGAUUGAGCUUGAUGCAGAAGACCCGAGGAGAAAGUGUGAUGCUGGUGUAGUGCUGUCGAAUGACAGGGAUGAAAGGAGGGGGAGGAGUAGGAAGAAGAAGAAGAAGAAGAGGAGGACGAAAAUAUAUCGUUAGCGUGAUCGCUUCCCACUCGAUGAGGCGAUGAAUGAGACGAUGAAUGAGACUAGAGCGGAUUGUAUCAGCGACCCCUAGCACUGAACGUUUUCUUUUGCGCGAGAAAGAAAAUCGUUAGAAACCCUUUUGCUCCGGGACUGGAAUGCCAAAGACUCGGCCAUGCACGUGCAGAGACGCAGAUCUCCACGCGCUAGUUCCCGCUGCCGCGUGCGACGUCCAUCGUGGAGCGCCUGCUGCUGCUCUUCCUCCUCCUCCUCCUAUUCAGUCACCUCUGGAGGCGAAGAGGUCGUGCCGGUGUUUACCGUCCCUCCUCCUCCAUCGCCGAGAAACUGCGGGGGAGCUGACAGUGAACAUGCUCUCAAGUCCGGGAUAAUGACUAUUCUGGAUUACAGUGAUCGGACGGAUCGUUCCCCCAGUGAAACGUGUGAGGCGAGUGUUAGUUCUGUCGAAUGUUUAUCCGCGUCUAGUGAGCUUCUUAUCAAAACGACGCUUUAUACUCAAAUCGCCCACGAGUCGUGCACGGAAUGUGCCGCUGCUACUGUUCAAAAUGUACUCCUGCCAAUGCCAGAGCCGCCGUGGUUCGGCGCGCCCUCGCGUAACUCCUCAACAAUAACAACAACCUCCAGAGGUCAUGUCAGGUCAUGGUCUCUCCAUAAAAAUCUCUGGGCUCUGACGCUGAUGUCAGUGGCUCUCAUAGGCCUGACAAUACCUCCUGCAAGUGCCAACACUCCGCCGAGGUUCGUUCUCGACGGCCAAACGGAGAUCGUCAUUAGACUCACUGAGGGAGAUGCCACACCAGUAGGUACAAAAAUCACUACACUGAGGGGCAGCGAUCUCGAUGGCGAUGCGCUGACAUUUGGGGUCCAAGGCGUGGAAGGAAGGAACCUCCUGAGAAUAGAGCCGAAUGGAGCCACUGAGGCCAACGUGUACCUCCAGGAGCCUCUGGAUAGAGAGAUCAAGGAUGAAUACACUCUGGUCCUAACCUUGACGGACAACAAGCUCGGGGAAGGACAGUUCAUCACGCAGUCGAUGCUCCUCUUGGUGGAGGACAUCAACGACAACGCUCCGAUAUUUCGGGCGCACCCUUCGUCGGUGGCUGUUGACGAAAACUCCCCUCCCCAGAUUUUGGCAACUCUGCACGCCACUGACCAAGAUGAAGGGCCGUUCGGCCAGGUCAUUUAUCGUCUAGAUGCCGACUCUCCAGCGGAUACGGAGAAAUUCACAGUGAGCACCGUGGACGGGAAGGGGGUUCUAAGGCUGGUCGGAGACUUAGACUAUGAAAGGAAGUCUUUAUACCAACUCAAGGUAUUGGCUGUUGAUCGCGCUAUCAGCGGCCGAGUGAAUACGGGCACGGCCAAUAUUCUCGUGAGGGUUCAGGAUGUGGAGGAUCAGCCUCCCCAGUUCAUUCAAGCUCCUCCAGUCACUCGGAUACCAGAGGAUAUUCCUGUUAAUUCGGGAGUUCUUGAAGUGAAAGCAGUGGACGGGGAUCGGGGCAUCAAUAACAGAAUCACUUACUCUAUACUGGACGGGGAUCGAGGCCUCUUUGAACUGGAUCGAGACUCUGGCGUGUUGUAUGUGAAAAAGCCGUUGGACAGGGAGUCGCCUCUGUCCAACAAUGGGGCUUUUAUCAUCAAAAUUCAGGCCGAAGAGGACAGCACGGUAGUCGACCCUCCACCAAAAAUGACGACCGAAGUCACAGUUCUUCUGGAGGACGUCAACGACGAGACACCUCUCUUCAAGGCGUCUCAUUACGUCGCCGAGAUUGCGGAAGGUUCUCAGUUCAACAGCCCUGUCAACCUCAUAGGAGACGCCAUUCCCGAAGUGUACGAUCACGACCAGGGCAAUAACGGCACCUUCAGAAUGUUUUUGGAAGGCGAUGGCGGCAUGUUUGACAUCACUCCGCCAGAGGGGGUGAACUUUGCGUCUUUUCUGAUCAGGGUGAAGAACCCAGCUAUUCUGGAUUAUGAAAAGGUGAAAGUGGUGAAUUUCACCGUCGUGGCAAGGGAGACCGUGGCCGAAAACCCCAAAUCUUCGUCUGCUCUCGUGACUGUCCACGUCAGAGACACGAACGACAACUUCCCGGUUUUUUCCGAGGACCAGUACGAGGUUUCAAUCCCUGAAGAUGCAUCUGUUGGAGCGACCUUAACGUGGGUUCAGGCCAGAGACCCGGACAGUGGUAACUUCGGGACACAGGGGAUCCGGUACACGGAUCUCCGAGGUUCUUUAGCUAGCAAACUUAAUUUGAAUCCAACGCUGGGCAUCAUAACACUCAAAGAGUCUGGUGCCCUGGAUCGCGAGAGCGUUCCCGAACAUUACUUGACAGUGGAAGCGAGAGAUGAUUUGGGCAGAGGCAAUCGAAAUACGGUCGUGGUGAAGGUUAUCGUGGAAGACGUGAAUGACCACCCACCGAUCUUCCUGCAGAAGUACUACGAAGCUCGAAUCUUGGAGAACUCCUAUGCAUUUCCAGAGCCCUUUUUCAUUACAGCCAGAGACGAUGACCUGAACGGUACGAAUAACCAUGAAGUCCGAUAUUCUAUCCUGAGUGGUGACCCGAAAGAAAACUUCACGAUCAACAAUUUGUCGGGUGAACUCAAGCCUUCCGCUCCACUGGACUUCGAAGCCAUUGACCAAGAGGGAGAUAUUCGUUUCUUCAAUCUCACAGUCAAGGCUUAUGACUUGGGAGAGCGUUCGUUACACAGCGAAGUUCAAGUUUUAGUUUACGUUGCUGAUGUCAACGACCACGCGCCACAGUUUGAUCGUCAUCUGUACAGGAAGGCCAUUCCGGAAGACACGCCACCUGGGACUUCGGUGAUACAGGUUUUUGCCUGGGAUCAUGAUGGUUCCGCCAUCAACAAAAGGGUUGUUUUUCGUAUCCAACAUGGCGCCCAAGACAAAUUCGUCAUGGAAGCAGACACAGGUGUCAUUUCAGUGGCACAAGGUGCUCUCCUGGAUCCAGAUCGCACUGAGCCCAGGGCUACAACAUACAUUCUGGAAGUCAUAGCACUUGAUGGUGGAAUUGGCACAGCUCAACUCCAGUCUAGAACAGUUGUAAAUAUAACUAUCUUGGACGUGAAUAACAAGCCUCCGGUUUUCGUUGAUCCAGGCACCGUCAAAGUUUUUGAAAAUGAAGCUGUUGGACAUUAUGUUCACCGCGUAGAAGCAGUAGACCUUGAUGCCCACCCUCGGCUCCGCUAUUCUAUUGAUAUUGAGAGUUCCGAAGCGAGAAACGAAUUGGGUGCCAUUGUAAAGCCAUCAGAGUACAAUUAUGCAGAAGCCUUUGAGAUCAGUGAAGUUGAGGGUGUUAUACGAACCGUUAGCCCUUUAGAUAGAGAGAAAGUGGAGGUGAUCAGACUGGCUCUUGUAUGUGAAGACAUAGAGGCAGCAACAGGGAAACAAACAUCCACAGCCACCCUGACGGUAAUAGUAGAGGAUACAAAUGAUAAUGAUCCUCAGUUUCGCAAAUCGUUCUACAGAAGGAGCGUUGCUGAAAAUGCAAAGAAAGGAACCACUAUCGUUACUGUGGUUGCAGAUGAUGUCGACAAAAAUCGGACAAUUACUUACUUCUUGCAGGGUCCUUCCCAGAUACUUUCCCUUGUUGAUCUUGAUCAAGAGACAGGCGAGAUCGUAGUGGCUGAUCGUGUUGACAGGGAACAGUUUUCAUGGCUUAACUUUACGGUCAAAGCGACUGAUUCUGGUAUCCCUCCACGAUCCAACCAAGUUGAUGUAUUGGUUCAGGUCAUCGAUGAGAAUGACAACAACCCUGUUUUCGUCAACCCACCAUCAAACUUGACCAUAAGGGAAGAUGCUCCUCCAGGCACUUCUGUAGCAAAGGUAGAAGCUGUAGACCCAGACUUUGACGAAUAUGGUCGUGUCACAUAUCUCUUGGAUAGAAAGUCUUCAGAUGGGAAAUUUAAGAUAAAUCCAGAUACAGGUGAAAUAACAGUUGCCUCACCUCUGAAUCGGGAAGAGCUAAGUACAUUCACUCUUUUGAUCGAAGCAUGGGAUAAUUAUCACUUUGGAUAUGCUACUGGUGAAUCCAGAAAUGCCUUCAUGCAGUUGGGAGUAACAGUAGCUGAUAUCAAUGAUGAAGCACCAGUUUUUGAAGAAAGGGAAGGAUGUACCAUGAUUACAGAGUUCCAUGAAGCAAGGGAAACUGUCACAGUUGUAAGAGCUACUGAUGGUGAUGAUCCAAAUUCUCCUAAUGGUCGAAUAAGAUUUACAAUUGAAGGGGGCAAUGAGAAAGGUCUCUUUGAUCUCCGGAUGGUUGACCAGACAGCAGCCCAAAUAUUUGCUGCUAAGCCCCUUGUUGGUCAGUAUGGCAAUUAUUCUUUAAUUGUUCAGGCUCAAGACAGAGGCUUCCCACCCAAUUCUGUUUUAUCAGAGAUUGGCAUAUGUGUGUCAGACUUCAAUGACCAUGCACCUAUAUUUGUGUCGCCAUCAGCAAAUUUGACCAUAAGAGUUCCAGAGAAUGCUACUGUUGGAAGCUUAGUGAUUCAAGUAAGGGCAACAGAUGAAGAUAUUGGUAUCAAUGGAGCUGUUCGUUAUAGGAUUUUAAAGGAUGCUCUGGGAAAUUGGCAGACAUUCAAUAUUGAUGAAAUAACAGGUGCCAUACUACUUCAGAAACCACUAGACAGGGAGAGACAGAAAAUUUAUGAGAUACGAGUAGAGGCAUACGACCAGGGCGUUCCAGCACCAUUAUCAAGUGAUCUAGAUCUUACAAUUUAUGUAAGAAAUGUCAAUGAUUUUGAGCCCCAGUUUGUCCGAGAUCAAGUUACUGUCAAUUUCACAGAGCAUAAAUCACCUGGUAGUGAAAGAUUCAAGUUGAUUGACACUAUUGACCUCGAUGAUGUUGAUGAGGACAAGACUGCUCAUGUUUGCUAUUUCAUUGUUGGAGGAGAUGAAUUUUCCUCCUUCAGGCUUGACCGGAUGUCUCAUGAGCUUAUGACAAACAAGGAACUAGACCGAGAAUCUGAGGAUCAUUAUAUUCUAAUAGUUAAAGCAACUGAAGAUUGCCUUGCUACUCCUGAGCUAGUUUCCUUUUUUGACUCGAGAGAUGACACACUCCUCAAAGUUCAUGUGUUUGUCAAUGACAUCAACGACAAUGCUCCAAAGUUUACAAGAGAAGUUUUCACAGGGGGAAUAACUACAGAGUCAGACUUUGGUUUAGAAGUCAUGAAAAUUACGGCAAUUGAUCCUGAUAUUGGAGAAAAUGGUCGCAUGAGAUAUUAUAUGGACGGUAAAGUUCAAGAAACGCUGUCUGAAAAUUUGGACAAUAUUCGCAAGUCUCCAUUUCUUGUGGAUCCUGUAACUGGUAUCGUAAAAUUGAAUUUCGAUCCUCAAAAAGGAAUGAAGGGUUAUUUCGAUUUUAAGGUGUAUGUGAAUGAUACUAGUGGACAAAGUGACAGAGCUCGGGUAUUCAUUUACCUCCUACGGGAAGAUCAGCGGGUCAGGUUCAUCCUACGACAAUCACCUGAUGAGGUGCGUGAACAAGUGGAAUACUUCCGCGAUUACUUAGGAAAUGUAACAGGAGCCAUUGUAAAUGUGGAUGAUUUUCGAGUACAUGAAAAUCAUGAUGGGACUGUUGACAAAACUAAAACUGACCUCUACCUUCAUCUAGUCAACCGAGACGAUAACUCUGUGUUAGAAGUUAAAGAAGUUUUAGCGAUGAUAGAUAAAAAUGUGGAGUACCUGGAUCAUCUCUUUAAGGAACUAAAUGUGUUGGACACUCAGCGUGCAGAACUUGUAACUGCUGGAGUAGCUGAAGACAAUCUCCUCUUCCUGUGGCUAGUUGGAGUCAUUGUGUUCCUCACUCUACUGCUAGUACUCACCGUGGCACUUUGCCUCUCUCAAAGGGCGCGAUACUCAAGGCAACUGAAGGCUGCAACUGCUACUGCAUUUGGAGAAUGUUCUCAUGAUAAUGGUCUGAACAGAUCAUCAACAGUCCCAAACACAAACAUCCACAGUGUUGAGGGUAGUAAUCCUAUCUGGAUGUCUGGCUUUGAUAAUGACUGGUACAAAGAUGAGGAUUCACUUAGGUAUCAACAGUUUCAUCAGCAAAGUGAAGGUAAUGACAGCUUAGAUGACAAUGCUGUGGAUACUUCCCUUUCUCCAAGAGUUGACAGGGACAUGCCAUACAUAACGUCGGCGAAUGUUUCUAACCCAUUGUCACGGGAGUCGAGUACGGUGGGUUCUAAUGCCCAGCUGACCAAUCAUGAGCAGCGCAACAUCAGUGACACCUAUCGUGCCAAUCUUUAUCAGACAUUCCACAAAAUAGCCAAUCCUCUUGUUGACAAGAAACUAGAAACUACAGAACUUUGACAAAAAAUAUACAAAUUAAACCAAAGUUAUUGUUGAAGAAUGUUUUGGGCAGUUAUCAUCUAUAUGUAAAUGUAUAUAAAGUAAAUAAUGUUCCUGUGAGUGCUUUAUUUUUGUGUGGAGUGCCCAUUCACAUUACAUAUGCAUAUUCCAUGCAUGGAUCCAUAGAAAUUUUAGAAACUGCUGACUUCCUCUUAACAUGGAAAUGUUUAACUACUUUAUGCAGAAAUGUAACUGAUUUUGGAAUGCAGUUGUGAUUCUUUAAUCAUUUAUAUUAUGACUGUAUUGUACAGUCUUCACAUUACCUAAUUACAAAUUCCAUUUGAAAUGGUGCUGAAGUUUUGGUUAUCGCAACCAAAAUCAUUAUUUUUGAAUGUGUGACUGAUUUUGUACUCUUGUAUAUAUAUGUUUAGGAUAUGUAUGCUAUGAACAAUAUUACAAAGUUCCAUUCCUGUAAUGAAUCUAUUUUAGGAAUUUUGUUCAGUAUGGUGCAAGUUGUUCAUUGCACACAUUAAUGAUAGUGCUGUAGCUGUGUUGAAGUCAUAUGGUAUAUUGUUAUGCUCAAAUAAUUGUUCUUUGAUUACUAUAAAUAGCAUUGUUUGUAUCAGUUAAAUUGCAAUUUCCCUUUUUUCACAUAAAUGUCUUUUACAUAUUUCAAACACUAUUCAAAUUUUGUAUCCUGUUAGUCAGAGUUUAAAUCCCCAUUUUUUCACAUAAAUGUCUUUUACAUAUUUCAAAUACUAUUCAAAUUUUGUAUGCUGUUAGUCCGAGUUUAAAUCCCCAUUUCUGUUAACCAUAUCAAUACUUAAAAUUUACAUUCACUGGCUUAGGUAUUUUAAAAGCUAUGAUUAUGAUUGAGCUAUCCUGCAUUUACAAGACAAAUACAACGACUUUCUGUGUCUGCAGAUAAUUUUGUACUCUACGGUGUAAAUAGUAUCUUUAUAUAAAUGAGCAUUAUCAGUGUGAAUUAAGUCUUGUUCAGUUUCCAAUUAUGUACUGUAUAUGAUACAACGAACCUGUAAUAAGUAUGUUAUUUAAGAUAAAAAUUAUUAAAUAUAAACUUGAUUUUAUGUUCUCCCUAAUAAAUUAUUUUGCAUUCA
This is a messenger RNA of Macrobrachium nipponense, 7863 nucleotides long. Its product is annotated as cadherin-23-like. Gene Ontology annotation, biological process: adherens junction organization; calcium-dependent cell-cell adhesion; multicellular organism development. NCBI's taxonomy places the organism in Eukaryota, Metazoa, Arthropoda, Malacostraca, Decapoda, Palaemonidae. The coding region runs from base 608 to 6766 and encodes 2052 amino acids. The transcript has 33 exons. Gene Ontology annotation, molecular function: cadherin binding; calcium ion binding. The record is from RefSeq and is a predicted model, not a curated record. Gene Ontology annotation, cellular component: adherens junction; plasma membrane; catenin complex.